CGCUAUUGGCCAGUUCUAAAUUAUUCCCACGUGGUGGCUAGCGAUUGGCUUGCUAGCCGUAUAAGAGGCUUGAGUGGUUUCCGCCCAAGUUGGAGGACUCCACGACUAUCAGGAGGAAGAGAACUUCACGUCUCGUGAAGAUCUCUACGCGCUGCGGAGCCUAUUGGACCCAGCGUGUAUAUCAAGAAGGCUACAGGGGUCUGAUUAGCCUCUGGCCUCUCCCCGUCGCCGAGCGCAAUCCUUCGACGAAGCCCUCUUCCCUGCGCGCAAGUUCCACGAAGCCUAGCAAACUUCGUGUGAGUGUAUCCAGAGCUCUGUCUGAGUCGAGUGAAACUGCAACGUAAACGAAGUUUUCCUGGAAGUUUUCCAGCCUGCACCGCGACCAUCUUCGGUCCACCUGCUGCCAAAGGAGCGACAGACCAUGUAUGAGCUAUCCACGAUGUUCCUGCUGUGUCCCAAGUACUGAAAGUUGGAGCCGCCUUUCCAGUUCCAGCAGUGCUCGGAGAAUGAUGAGGUUGCCACCUACAAGGAGCACUGCAGCCUGGGGACUAUGAGACACCUUGUUCCCCUGAGCUGCCUCAUCUGCUCUAGCGUCCUUUGUCCUGGUUCUUGCCACAUUGCAGGCUGUGAGCCCUGCAAACCCUGAGAAUCUGAUCAGACUCCUUGACACUGCUCAGUGGGAGCUAGUUCCCCAGGGUAUAUCAUCAUCCAGUGCUCCAACAUGAAUAUCUGCUUAACUCUUUGUGCACUGUUCGUACAGCACAGGCAUCCUCGGUACAGCACAUUGCUGCACACCACAGAAUUAGGGGCCAAGUUUGGUCUGGAAGAGCUGAAGACUUGAGGUUGUGCUGCUGAGUCACACACAUGCCUGAAACACCCGGAUGGGCUUCUGCCCAUCCCCUGGCUUCCUUUGUGAGCUCUGCUCUCAGCAGGAGCACAGCAGCUUGGUCUGUAACCGGAGCCCCUGACUGUGACUCCCAGCUGCACAGUUUGGAUGGGUGUCGCUUGGUUCAGGUAACAGGCACUGUUUUUGGCACAUGAGUGAUCUCUGAACCAUCAACCUCUUAAAAAUAGAAGAUGGCAUCUCAAGGGCGUGAAAGGGGCAGAGAAUUCUGGAUGGGGCCAGGCCUGGCCGGGAUGGGGAUAAAAGCUGCUGGCUCCCACCAGCCGAGCAGAAGGGCUCGAGCACCACUGGGGAGGACUCAGUUCCAGUGCCCUGAGCCAGUUGCAGAAGCAGAGAUGCUGUGCCACCUGAACCUCCAGCCGCCCUCCCAUAGCACCCUGGCUCCCUGGGUGAGCCCCGUGCGCACACUGUGGCCUCAACCCAGCGUCCUCUUUGCUGAGCUGGAGCGGGAGCUGCGAUGGGAGAUGGAGCAAGCCCAGGAGUUUAUGAGCAGUUUCCAGCACCUCUUGGCAGGUGGAGGGAGCAGUAGCCCCAUCAAAGAGCGAGAGCAGAGCACCAGCGUGGCACCGCCCCAGGGAGCAGAUGGGGCCUUCACUGUGUGCCAAGACAUCAAGGGCCUUGGCCCUAAUGACCUAAUGGUGAAGCUGGUGGGCAGGAAGGUGCUGCUGACGGGCAAGAAGGAGAUGCAGAGUGAGGACAGUAAAGGCUCCUUCUCCUACAAGUACGAGGUGUUCAAGCGGGAGUGGGACGUGCCCGAGGGCGUAGACCCUGACGGCCUGACCUGCUCCAUCUCCAGUGAGGGCCAGCUGCGCAUUGAAGCCCCAUGCCAGGCACUGAUGGCUGCCCCAGAGAGGAACAUGCCCAUCCAGAUUGCCCCGGUGGGGAGUGCAGAAGCUGGAGCUGCAGUGGGCUCUGAGGAGGAAGCCAAUGGCAGAGCCAAGGCAUAACGGCAACUGAGAGCUGACAGUUGUCAUGCAGGCUGAGCCAGAGAGAGUAGAGUCCCAGAUCAGAAGCUGAGCUGAGACUUUCUGAAGACUGAUGGAGGCCCAGAGGGGGUGGGAGGAUGCAGGAGCCUUUGUAACUGCCCUUUAAGAUUUGUAUCAUGUUGCUUUUUUUUUUUUUUUUUUUAUGAAAUAAAUGGCUUUGUCUAUUCUACUUGUUGCUGCUACCUUUGCCAAACUUACUGGGUCCUAGAUUCUCCCUGUGCUCCUCUUUCUCUUUUCCCAAGAAGCAUGAAUGGCCUUAUGGGUUUGGGGUUGGGGUUGGCCUCAUGGUGGAGCUGGGAGUCAGGACAGCCUGAUCCAAUUCCUGAGUGUGCUCUGGACAAACUUCCCCAUCUUUUUGGGCCUCCACUCGUGGCUGUAUAAAGAAAUAAUGUCAGUGCCCUGCUGAGAAGCACUGAGUGCUGUUGACGCUCAGGGGAAGUGAUAAAGGGAGAUGCUGUGGGACUGCAGGGCUCUGCUGGAGCAGUCCAAGCCCCUGUCCUGUCACCAGGAGGCCGGGCUGCAACUGCAUAUGUGAUGUGCAAAGGAUGCAGGGAAUGUGCUGCUGCCAACCACUCAGUAUCCUUGUUCCUUAAGUUCAGCGGAUGCAGAUCAAAGCUUCUGAGAACUGGGCAAAUUGAUAACGCUUAAACCCCCAGACUGACGGAGUAAAGCUUGACUCUCAGCAUCGGGAUGGAAGCUGCAGAGCAGUGUUUUCAAGCAGCCAGUAUGUCUGAUGGGCCAAGCACUGCACACUCUGGGGCCCUAUUUGUCACAGGUGGGAGGAUGUCAGGCACUGGGCAAGGGUCUCAAGGAAAGAGACUUAAGAAGAGGUCUUCUGUAUCUGAACAGCUGUGCAGUCACCAUUUAUUGGAACAGCAUCCUGCUGAUUGAGCCAAUGGCAGCAGAUCCUGGCCUCGGCCUCCUGCUACUUGUAAACAGAGCUAGCAAGAUAGACAGUAAGAUCCAAACCUGAAUUUAUAGCCCUGUACUAUUUUUUUCCCUGUGAGCCAAAGACCUAUUUGGAAGCUGAGCCUGGCAGUUACAGUAGCGACUGCACUGCCAAGAAAGAUUUCUCAUCGGAGAGAAGACGCAAACAGGAGUGUUACACGAAGUCGCUGCUUAGUGCAGGGAUGUAAGCCAAGAAGGCUGCUGUCUGCCAAGCAUCUAGGGACCAGCUCAGCAGUCUGCCUGGCAUAGACGUGAGAGGCAAUGGUUGAUGCCAGCUGCUGACCUGGCUGGCCCAUGGGGUCUUUCUGAGCAAGAAUGUCAGUACCAGACCCUAAGAAGCAAGAACUCCAAGCAGGCCCUGGAUGUGCCUGGGGGCAGAGUCUUGUGCAUGGGCCAAAAGUCUGUGUUUGUGAACCAUUCAUCUCAAAUGCCCUGCUGUAGUCACCUGAUGAAAGUAUGUAAGAGCUGAGACAGCAACAUGAAUGAACAUGCCAAUGAUGUGUGCAGGCACAUUGGUGAGUACAUGAGCCAAUGUUCAUUCAAGUGAGCCUGCAUAUGCCAAUUGGAUGUUGGGUGUCCUAUGAGGGUUUCCCGAAGCAAUGUCUGACUCAGGAAUCAAUGAGGCCUUAGAAGAGCCUCCGUGUCACUGCCUAAGCAAUCGGGGGCCAACAUAUUUAGCGUAGCUGCCA
Alligator mississippiensis (American alligator) is the source of this 3527-nucleotide messenger RNA. RefSeq names its product heat shock protein 30C. The record is from RefSeq and is a predicted model, not a curated record. Lineage: Eukaryota; Metazoa; Chordata; Crocodylia; Alligatoridae. Bases 1078 to 1851 code for a protein of 257 amino acids. Gene Ontology annotation, molecular function: protein folding chaperone. The transcript is spliced from 3 exons. Gene Ontology annotation, biological process: response to heat; protein refolding.